UUUGAACCAAGGAAUGAAUGAGGACAUUUCCGUCAAUUUCUCAUGUUCAAAACGCUGAACAAGUGUUGGGAACGCUGAAAAUCAAAUUUUCUUCAGCGGUAACGCGUUUGGACCGCAGUGACUGGAUAAAACCGUAACCGCCGCUCGGAAGAACAUUUGUUAUCAUCUCCCGACGAUGAAUUUUCACGGCGUCUCAGGUCAUCCCGAGCCUAAUUCCGAACCUCCGAUCACAGCUUCGAGUCCUCCGACUCCGAAGAUGAAGAUUAGUCCCAAAUUGAAUCGAUGGUCCAUGGCCCGAGCUUUAAGAUCCGGUGUUAAGGUCAACCGUCCGAUUCAUCGUACUGAUAACACACCCUGCCGUCAAAUAAAGACGGAUGAGUCUGAUAGGAAGACAUCGACAAUCGACGGUGGUGGUGAUGACGCGGAGAUAACGGCGGGAAAGUCGAUAUAUUUGGUAUCCGACGGGACUGGGUGGACGGCAGAGCACUCCGUUAACGCCGCUUUGGGGCAAUUCGAAGAUCGCUUGGUCAAUCGUGGUUGCUCUGUUAACACCCAUCUCUUCUCUUGGAUCGAGGAUGAGGAGAAGCUAAUAGAGAUAAUCAAGCAGGCGGCGAAAGAAAAGGCGAUGUGCUUCUACACUUUAGCAAACCCUUCAAUGGCGAAAUACGCGAAAGAGGCUUGCGAGCAAUGUGGGGUGCUUUCGGUUGAUAUUCUAGGACCAAUCAUCGAAGGGAUUGCAUCUCACUUGGGUGCUUCUCCGUCAGGUCUUACCCGUGGAGCCGCCGGGAGGGUCAAGACUCUCAACGAUGCAUACUUCAAAAGAAUCGAAGCCAUUGAGUUCACCAUUAAGCAAGACGAUGGGACUUUACCGGAGAACCUAGGCAAGGCUGACAUCAUUCUUGUCGGUGUUUCCCGCACAGGCAAGACCCCAUUGUCUACUUACAUCGCUCAGAAAGGUUACAAAGUCGCAAACGUACCGUUCGUGAUGGGUGUGGAACCGCCCAAGACGCUUUUUGAGGUCGAACCGAGAAAAGUCUUUGGUUUGAAGAUUCAACUUGCUGUACUGCAAGCCAUCAGGAGAACAAGGGCUAAAACGUUAGGCGUGGAUACAGAAGCUGAGAACAAUUACUCCGGGUUCGAUCUUGUUCGCAAAGAACUUGAUUUCGCAUCAAGGAUCUACGCCAAAAACCCUGGAUGGGCUGUAAUAGAUGUGACGAAUAAGGCGAUUGAAGAAACCGCAGCGGUGAUUCUGCGGCUUUACCAUGACGGUAGAGACAGUAGUAGCUCUUCUGUACCGUGUAUAUCAAAACGCUACUAAGCUCACUCCUUUCCUUGCGAGGAUGAAACAGUCAAGUUUGGUAGUAUCUCCUAAAGAGAAAGCUUUGUCUCAAAUGCAAAUGGCAAUACUUGUUGUCUCUAAUAAUUAACAAAUCAAACCAAGGCGGGGAAUUUUGUUUCAAAUUUUGUCCAAAUUAAUAAAUGUAUCCAAAUUUUAUACUCUUGUGGUACAUAUUCAUGGAAACAAUCAAAUGAAGAUGAGAGGGUGACGGAAUAACACCCAAAACAAAA
Molecule: messenger RNA, 1569 nt
Organism: Thlaspi arvense
Lineage: Eukaryota; Viridiplantae; Streptophyta; Magnoliopsida; Brassicales; Brassicaceae
Source: the annotation of a GenBank genome assembly